This is a messenger RNA of Hirsutella rhossiliensis, 1170 nucleotides long. RefSeq names its product methyltransferase domain-containing protein. The coding region runs from base 1 to 1170 and encodes 389 amino acids. The transcript has 4 exons. The record is from RefSeq and is a predicted model, not a curated record. Lineage: Eukaryota; Fungi; Ascomycota; Sordariomycetes; Hypocreales; Ophiocordycipitaceae. Gene Ontology annotation, molecular function: methyltransferase activity.
AUGUCCAGUCCAGGCCCGUCCGAAAGCCCAGCGGCCAGCCGGCCAUUGCCUCAGUCACCUCAAUCGCCAGAAGCCUCUGCACGAGAACCCCAGCCCUCGCCUCCGCCACCUCAGCUGCCAAAGGCGCCUUCACGGGAACCCACCCCCCCGCCGCAGCCGGCCCAGACGCCUCCGACCAACACCCAGAUCCCCUUUAACGAGGAUGACGACGAUGUCGAUUCCGCCAUUGGCGACGGCGCAAGUAUCGAUUCCUCGACCGCAUCCCUCAACGACAGCAUCUACGACUACCGCAGCAUCCACGGCCGCACCUUUCAGAGCUCCAAGACGACCGAGUACUGGGGUCCCAACGAUGACCGCCAGAACAACGGCCUCGACAUAGCCCACCACUUCAUCACCAUGCUCAAGGGCGACCGGCUGUUCGAGGCCCCCCUCGCCUCGCCCCCCUCAAGGGUCCUCGACGUCGGCACCGGCACUGGCAUCUGGGCCAUCGACAUGGCCGACGCCUACCCCUCGGCCGAGAUUUUUGGCACCGACAUCAGCCCCAUCCAGCCCACAUGGGUGCCCCCCAACUGCGUCUUCCACAUCGAGGACGCACAGCUCGAGUGGAGCUACCAGCCCGCCAUCUUUGACCUGAUCCAUAUUCGCGGCCUCUACGGCAGCAUCGGCGACUGGGCCGCCCUCUACCGCCAGGUCUAUCUCGCCCUCAUCCCCGGCGGCUGGCUCGAGAACUUUGAGUUCAACAUCACCAUCUACAGCGACAGUCCCGAGGUCCGCGACAACCCCGACCACAUCUUCAAGCGAUGGUCCAAAGUCUUUCUCGAUGCUUUUGAUCGCAUCGGCAAGACGGCCCGUAUCGGCCUCCCGGGCAACAUGGCCAAGCUCAUCAAGGAAGCCGGCUUUGUCGACGUGGUCGAAAAGACAUACCAGGUGCCCUGCGGCGGCUGGAGCAGCGACCCCAGGCUGAAGAACGUCGGCAUCUACAACCUGGCCUUUCUCGAGGAGAGUCUCGAGGGCUUUGCGCUCUUCAUGCUCAAGGAGAUUAUGGGCUGGCAGUACGUCGAGGUGCAAAUGUUUGUGCUCGAGAUGCGCAGGGCCAUGCGCAACUUCAGGCUCCGCCCGUUCUAUGUCGUGACCAAUGUCUAUGCUCAGAAACCCGAGUGGACUGUCUAG